UUUUUAGAAAGAGAAUGAAAAUGUGUAUGAAGCCAAAGAAGGAACUAAAUUCCCUGUGAAGUGGACCGCUCCGGAAGCCAUGCACGACAACAAGUUCAGCAUUAAAUCAGAUGUUUGGUCCUUUGGAAUCCUGCUGUAUGAGAUCAUGACGUUUGGACAGAUGCCUUAUCCCGCCAUGACCAACUACCAGGUGGUUCAGAGGGUUCCCCAGGGCUACAGGAUGCCAUGCCCCCCCAACUGCCCCAAAGUCAUGUAUGACAUAAUGAUGGACUGUUGGAAGCAGGACGAGCCGGACCGGCCCACAUUCGAGACGCUGCAGUGGAAGCUGGAGGACUUCUUCGACAUGGACGUGACCUCGUACGACGAUGCCGCCCGGUACUAGCACUCUGAGGCGGCUGUGAGACACUGGAAGACACAAAUAAAUUAUUCUUUCUGCACUGAAAAUAAAUCAAAAUCACCUGAAUCCAAGCAUGAACAAGUUCACAGAUUGAAGUGUAAUUAAAAUGUCCACCCAUUGCGGUCAAGUGAAGGAUCUAAAAUGUUUGAUCUGCAUGUGAUAGAACACUGAGUGUGUCUGGAUGCAGCAGUUGGUGAGGACACAUGUCUUUGUUAGACAACUCAAUGCACUUUCAGACAGGCUGCUGUAACUAAAGCACAGAGACAGAGAGCUGCUAUCCGUCCACCUCCUCCAACUGGUUCUUCCUGCUGAAAGGAAUGUGUGCAAUACAUUCUUUCCAUUGCCAAGCUACCUGCCAUAAGUCACGAGUCACUUCUGACACGCUCCGUCAGUUCCAGAGUGGCAGGUGCCCUCAACUGCACUCAUUCCUAAAUGCAUAGCUACAAGUGAUUUAAGGUUAUUUAAAGGAAGAAGACCGUCGUUGGUCCCAGCUAAAGGGGCCCAGUAAAUUAAAGAUAAUAAGACUCUAAACUACUACUUCGCUCUUAAGGCCACGGCUUGAUUAUAUAAUGAAAUAGUUUCACUUCAGCCUUUGUCCCCUGUAAGACAGGUACAAGAGUUAAAAUGAGGUAUGGAUGUGGUCCAGUUUCUACCGAGCCCUGAAGGAGGAAUGGACAAACCCAAAUGACCUUCUAUUAAUUUACAACAUUAUAUUAUAUUUUUAACUAAUAAUUAGAGCUGCACUCUCAUCUAGAAUGAAUUAUAAACAAUAUAUUAUUAAGCUUGGUCAUAACUCUUCUUCAGCCUCCACGUCCAGUCUUAACCCUCUUUUAGCUUCUUUUUGGUCUCCACCAACUCCUGAGAAAAUGUCUAAGUCUUUAAAAAUACUCCAUGGUUUGAAACGGCUUCCUGCUGUUGAUAGCUAGGAGAGAUUUACUAAUGCAUAUUCUUUACAAUUAAAACACAAGUAUUAUCUUUGACAUCGCAUAAACGGUGUGUUAAAGGUUGUUUAAUGUAAUAUCCUUGUAUUUUGUGUGCAACAUUGGAGUAAUUUGACAGCACAGAUGAUUAUUAUGAGUGCACACAGAUGUUACUUAUUUCUCCUUUAAUACCUGCUGGCCCUUUUUUCUAGGGCCCCAAAUCUCCCAGCCUGCUCCUGGACUAAUGACUCAAUGACUGAACUAAGCGACACUGUGUGCCCGAUCAUUAGGAAUGAUUUGUGUCAGAUCUGCGUCCACAUUCGUUCUGUGGCUCAGUGUGAGUGGUGGAUGAUUUCAUGCUCUGAUGAUUCUGUAUUAUGUUUUUAGUUUCAUUACAUCAUAUGCAUGCCAUUGUUUAUAUAAUCCUGUAUUUUACAUUAUUAAAUGAC
Notothenia coriiceps (black rockcod) is the source of this 1766-nucleotide messenger RNA. RefSeq names its product tyrosine-protein kinase isoform SRK1-like. The transcript has 2 exons. NCBI's taxonomy places the organism in Eukaryota, Metazoa, Chordata, Actinopteri, Perciformes, Nototheniidae. The coding region runs from base 80 to 382 and encodes 100 amino acids. The record is from RefSeq and is a predicted model, not a curated record. Gene Ontology annotation, cellular component: signaling receptor complex; plasma membrane. Gene Ontology annotation, biological process: protein phosphorylation; cell surface receptor protein tyrosine kinase signaling pathway; multicellular organism development. Gene Ontology annotation, molecular function: ATP binding; transmembrane receptor protein tyrosine kinase activity.